AUGUUUUGUGAUAUCUCCCUCCGAGAGUUGGGGCUAGAUCUUGUUGACUUUGAGCCGGAUGCUGGGCAACACAGGAAAGAUGGAGCAAAUGAUGCAAAUUUCAUUUCAGACACUAGAAUCCCUGCAGCAGAUGAAGCUGGAAGAGCCAUCGAGUGCAUGCAGCGCCUUUCAGAUAUUUGUCCCCGAUGUUUGGAAAUCAUACCCACCAGUGGCCUCGAAUCAACUGUCAGCAUCCCAUUCAUUCCAUCAUCACUGAGGCGAAAUCGGGAAGGGGAUUACACAUAUUUAGAUGGAGCUUCACCAGAUGGAGGCCGGUGCCAUGACCGCAGGGUGUGCUUGAUAUUCCAUUCAAGGAUUCAUCCAAAGCUAACCAAGUUAAGGUAUCAACGAAAUUCAGUCAACUGGAAGGCGAUGGAGUCUAAGAAUACAUGCCUGCGAUUCCGGAUAGUUGACCCUCUUUAUGAUAGCUGCUCCCAGGGCAUCGAUGCGCCCACUUUACCACCCCACAUCGCCGCCCCGCCGGAAAGUGAUAGAUUGAAAACCUCUUCUUUCUUUGGGCAUCUCCUCUACAUGGAUUUCUAA
Messenger RNA from Histoplasma capsulatum G186AR, 582 nucleotides. RefSeq lists its product as uncharacterized. The record is from RefSeq and is a predicted model, not a curated record. NCBI's taxonomy places the organism in Eukaryota, Fungi, Ascomycota, Eurotiomycetes, Onygenales, Ajellomycetaceae. The transcript has 3 exons. Bases 1 to 582 code for a protein of 193 amino acids.